Molecule: messenger RNA, 692 nt
Organism: Saprolegnia diclina VS20
Lineage: Eukaryota; Oomycota; Saprolegniomycetes; Saprolegniales; Saprolegniaceae
Exons: 4
Coding region: 13-582 (189 amino acids)
Biological process (GO): vesicle-mediated transport; intracellular protein transport
Cellular component (GO): cytoplasm
Molecular function (GO): GTP binding; GTPase activity
Source: RefSeq, a predicted model, not a curated record
GCAGCUGCCACCAUGGGCGCAGCCUGCUUCCGAGGUCGUAGUACCCGCAGCCUUCUCUUCGUCGGUCUCGACGGCGCUGGCAAGUCGUGCCUCCUCGCAUGGCUCGAGCCGACGAGUAGCACCACCAGCGUCAUUGCGCCCACCAUUGGUGCUCGGCGGUGCCAGUUUGCGUGGGCGCGGAGCCGAGCCCGCUUCCAAGCCUGGGACCUCUCAGGCCACGGACGCUAUCGUAGACUGUGGCCCUACUACGCUGGCCACGUUCACGCGAUUGUGUUUGUCGUCGACGCCACCGACAAGGCACGGCUGCCCGUUGUCCGACGCGAGCUGUGGGCGCUCUUGAACCACAAAGCACUCGUUGACCGGGCAACACCGCUGCUUCUCUUCCUCAACAAGUCGGAAGAUCCAAACGCGGUCUCGAUUAAAGAAAUGGAGCGGCGCCUCCACUUGCACCAGCUCAAGCGUUGCUGGCGUGCGGAGGCGUGCAGCGCCGUCACGGGCGCGGGUGUCGCGGCCGGCGUCGACUGGCUCACGACCACGCUUCUCGAUGCCGAGUCGGACGAGAAUGCACAUGAUUUAAUUUAGAUCUUAGUCGUACGAGUAUAUAGAUUACAAUAUGACGCACUCGCUGCGCGGCGGCGGCUCGACGGGACUCUCGUCGGCCGCACGCAGCUUGGCCACGUGUUGCAGCAAGG